AUCCCGCACUCUCCACUCCACACACUCCGCAAUGGCUUGCACACGCGCUUUCAGUCGUCUGGCUACGAGGCGGACAGCCGUACGGCCCGCCGUCUUCUUCUCUCGUGGCUUCGCCUCCGUGAACGACGUCCACGCUCGCGAGCCCAUCUCCAAGGUCGCCGAAAAGAUCGUGCCCGCCCCUGCUACAUCAACUAUUCCAGAGAGCAAGACCUCGACCAUCAAAGAGCCCGAACCUACCAAGGAUGCAAGGAACAAAACGUUCCACAUCUACCGCUGGAGUCCAGAUGAGCCGUCCUCGAAGCCUAGAAUGCAAUCUUAUACCCUCGAUUUGAACAAGACUGGGCCCAUGAUGCUGGAUGCGCUCAUCAGGAUCAAAAAUGAAAUUGACCCGACUUUGACAUUUAGACGGAGUUGUCGCGAGGGAAUUUGCGGAAGCUGUGCCAUGAACAUCGACGGUGUAAACACCCUGGCUUGCUUAUGCCGUAUUCCCACAGAGACAGCCAAGGAAUCGCGCAUCUAUCCUCUCCCCCACAUGUACAUUGUCAAAGACCUCGUUCCCGACAUGACGCUCUUCUACAAGCAAUACCGCUCCGUUAAGCCCUACCUUCAGCGCGACACACCCGCGCCUGACGGCCGUGAAUACCGCCAAUCCAAGGAAGAUCGCAAGAAGCUCGACGGUCUUUACGAAUGCAUUCUCUGCGCCUGCUGCUCGACUUCCUGUCCAUCAUACUGGUGGAACCAGGAAGAAUACCUCGGUCCUGCUGUUCUCCUCCAGUCAUACCGCUGGAUCGCCGAUUCGCGAGACGAAAGGCGGGCCGAGCGCCAGGAUGCUUUGAACAACAGCAUGAGCCUGUACCGAUGCCAUACUAUUCUCAAUUGCUCAAGGACAUGCCCGAAGGGCCUGAAUCCAGCGCUAGCUAUUGCAGAGAUCAAGAAGGGCAUGGCGUUUGCGUAAAGCAAUAGGAAAAUUUAAAGGAGCGAGAGGUGGAGGCUGAUACCAGGUUAGCAUUCAAUGUAUGUACAUGUGACUGCGAUUGAUAGCUAUUUUUCACUUAGUUAGGAUUGUACUUUUUUGAAGAUGUGUACGCGAAUAAAUAAAGCGAAUCUUUACAUGUUACUUCCAACAUCUGCAAUGUGUAUCAAAUGCAAUCCAACAUAAGUUGCAGGUUCCUUCCAAGGCAUUGCUGUGUAGUGUUUUCAUCCUGACACUUAAGAAACAACUGCAAACCAAAGCAGAGGCAUCAAAUAAAGCAUGAAACAACUCUUACAAACGUGCACCAACAAUGAUGAACCUACGUCCAACACCCAACAUCCUAAUCUCUGUUCAGG
Molecule: messenger RNA, 1329 nt
Organism: Cucurbitaria berberidis CBS 394.84
Lineage: Eukaryota; Fungi; Ascomycota; Dothideomycetes; Pleosporales; Cucurbitariaceae
Product: succinate dehydrogenase iron-sulfur protein-like protein subunit
Exons: 4
Coding region: 32-955 (307 amino acids)
Biological process (GO): respiratory electron transport chain; tricarboxylic acid cycle; aerobic respiration
Cellular component (GO): mitochondrial membrane
Molecular function (GO): electron transfer activity; 2 iron, 2 sulfur cluster binding
Source: RefSeq, a predicted model, not a curated record